AUGGACAAUAAGACAGGGUUAAAAUCAUCUUUUUCUAUAUCCAUACAAGCGCAUGUGAUUUCUGGAAUACUCGCAGAAACCUUAGCACUUCCAUUGGCUUUAGCUUCUUUUAACACAAUUUUUUUUUUUUAAAUUUCAUAAAAUAAUUAAAAAUUUCCAUUGGAUACUAUAAAAAUACGACUGAUGACACAAAAUUAUUCUGCUCCCUCACAAGUGAAAUAUUCAGGGAUGUUUAACUGUGCAGUCACUAUUGCUAAAGAAGAAGGUUAGGUUAGGUUAUUUCAGAAAGGGGUUAGCCAUAUUGGUGAUGUAGCCGCCAAAGACCUCCUAUACGGAAAGGCUCAUCCGCUUUUCGAAUCCAGCCCAGAGUGCCUAUCCCUCAAUAAUGGUUCACUUUUAGUACCUUCUGUAUCCUUGCCUUGCAGCUUCAGUCUUGGAGUGCUUAUGGAUUUCUGCUGCUACAGGAGAUUGGAGUAGCUUGAUUCUAAAGAUCUUUGGAGUCUGUCGGGUGUUGAAGUGCCUUACUUUGACAGCUACAGGAAAAGGGCUACUCCUAUGUGGCAUGUGCUGAAACAUCCCGUUUCUCAGUAGAGGAAUGCCCAUGGGUUAUCGGAUCCAAAAGGACGUUGUUGAGCACCUCAUUUCCAACUAUAGGAAAGCAUCCAAAACCUACACAGAUGCACAUCUCUCGAGCCUGCAGUUGAGUCUUGGCUUGGAAUAAGUCUCAGUUCGCCUUAGCCAUAAGAUCUGGGCUGUUAUGCCAGGCAGGUUGAACAUGCCGCCAUUUUAAUAUAUGUGAAAAAAGAAAGGUAUUUUGUCUUUAUGAAAAGGCUACAAAGCUGCUGUUUUAAGGCAAUCAAUCUUUCUCUCAACUCGCUGGUACAUUUAUACGGAAAUGAAAGAAUUACAGUAUUUCAAUUCCAAUAGCGAUACAUUUACAUUGAUGGAUUUAGUGACACUUGGGGUUGUUUCUGCUCUCCCAGCAGUCUUAUUAUCAAAUCCUUUUGAUUUAAUUAAAGUCAGAAUGCAAGGCGAUAAAUCAAAAUUUACUCCUGAAAGAAAAGGGACUAUUAAUACUUCAUUUCAAAGAAGCACAAACCUAAAAGAUACAGUAUAGCUUAUGCCUUAUUAUAGAUUAAAUUCAGAAAUGAAUAGCAAUUCAAUGAUAAUUCGCUUUAUAAGUGGCAAAAUAAAUGAAAAAUAGCCCUAAAGGCUAAUUUAAACUAAAAAGAUUUUACCUCUAGCCUUAUCAUAAUAAGGCAUAUAAUAUACGCUAUAGAGGUGUUAACGAAGCACUUGUAAAAAUAAGCACCCAAGAAGGCUUAAAAAGCUUAUGAAUUGGCGCAGGGUUAAGCUGGUUGAAAAUUGCAAUAAUAACACCUAUAGAUUUUAUUGUAUAUACAAUGAUAAAAGAAGCUGUGAUUAGAAAUGGGCUGAGCGACGAUUAUACAACGCAUCUUUUAUGUGGAGCUAUCAGUGGGUGCAUGACAUUUUUUGUUACUCCGAUUGAUUUUGUCAAGACUAGGCUGAUGAAUGCACUAAAAGGAGAAUACAGUGGGGCUAACGAUGUUUUCUUGAGAACAUUGAAAAAUGAAGGGUUUGAAACUUUGUUUAGAGGUGUUGUUCCAGGAGCACUCAGGAUUGCAUUGUCACAUGCAAUUACAUUCUCAACUUUUGAACAAAUUAGAAACUUUUUAAAAAGCAGCUAUGAUGAAUAA
This is a messenger RNA of Blepharisma stoltei, 1718 nucleotides long. NCBI's taxonomy places the organism in Eukaryota, Ciliophora, Heterotrichea, Heterotrichida, Blepharismidae. The record is from the annotation of a GenBank genome assembly.